CUGAUGCAAAAUGCAAUUAAUCGAACAAGUCCAUGUCCAGCAACAAUUGUUUUGAAUCUGCUUCUGCUCUCCUCUUCUCUCUCUCUCUCUCUCUCUCUCUCACAGAGGCUUAUAAUUAAUAGUAUUAUGUGUGUGUAUAUAUAUAUAUAUAUGAUUGAGUUGAGUUGAAUUGAAUUGAAUUCCACUACUUGCUGUUCAUCUUUACAAAAACAGAGAGGGGCUGCAGUGCACAUGCUUAUGCUUCCUCUCAUUCUUAUGUUAUGAUACACGACCAUAUAUAGUUGGAGAAGCAUAUAUAUUCGAUCGAUCUGGUGUGAUCUGUGAUUGAUAGUGAUAGAUAUAUGGUGAUGGUGAUGGUGGAGGAGACCAAAGUGUUCGUGGGGGGGCUGGCAUGGGAGACACAGAAGGAAGCCAUGCGCGACCACUUCAACCAGUACGGCCACAUCCUUGAGGCCGUCAUCAUCUCCGACAAGCUCACCGGCCGCUCCAAGGGCUACGGCUUCGUGACCUUCAAGGAUCCUGAAGCCGCCAAGAAGGCCUGCGAGGACCCCACCCCGAUCAUCAACGGCCGCCGCGCCAACUGCAAUCUCGCCUAUCUCGGCGCCCGCCGCCCCUCCACCUCCCCGACCCUCACUCCCUCUCCCACCAAAAACACCACCGCCCCUCCCCCUCCCCCUCCCCCUCAACAGGGAGCAAGGGCAGCAGCAAUUCCCAUUCACCAUCAGCAGCAGCAGGUGCAAUGGUACUACCCCUCCUCCUUCAACCACCAUCAGCAGCAGCAGAUGCCUUUCUACAGCUGCUACUCCCCUACUACUACUACUGCUGCUGCUACUCCUCCUACUACCUACAUCGCCUGCAGCACCCCAUCCGACCACCUCAUCAAUUACAACCAUCCAGUUGUUAAUAAGGUGGGGGGAUACAUGAAUGGAGGAGGAGGAGGAGGAGGAGGAGGGUAUUACAGCAGCUGCAACAACCAGCAACAGGCGGGCGUGUAUCAUCAUUAUCCAGGUGCAGGGGUUGGGGUUGGGUUGGGCAGCACGUUGCAGGUGUACCCUGCAGCAGGUUUCUACCAGUACCUCAACCACCACCACCACCACCACCAGCAGCUGCAGCUGCAGGCAAUGGGGCUGCCCGCCGCCCACAUGUACUCUGCAAUUCCCUUCAUUCCACCUCCUCCUCCUCCUGCUGCUAAGCCCACUUCCACCCUCCACCCACCACCACCUACUACUACUACUACUACUACUAAUCCAGGUACAGCUGCAGUUGGCCAACACAGCUAAAAGCUUCAUUAUGAGGAAUUGAAGGAGGAGGAUUGUCCUCUCUCUCUCUAUAUCUAUAUCUCUCUCUCUCUAGGAAAUAACAAGUCAUUCUUAGGGUUAGUUGCUGAGAGAAACAUGCUCUUUUAUUAUCGUGCAUCUGCAACUGCAAUGGCCCUUUUCUUUUUUUUUUUUUUUUUUUGUUUCUUAAUUUCCU
This is a messenger RNA of Andrographis paniculata, 1473 nucleotides long. Its product is annotated as probable RNA-binding protein ARP1. Gene Ontology annotation, molecular function: RNA binding. The coding region runs from base 342 to 1280 and encodes 312 amino acids. The record is from RefSeq and is a predicted model, not a curated record. The transcript is spliced from 5 exons. NCBI's taxonomy places the organism in Eukaryota, Viridiplantae, Streptophyta, Magnoliopsida, Lamiales, Acanthaceae.